Messenger RNA from Penicillium malachiteum, 1584 nucleotides. RefSeq names its product phosphatase PAP2 family protein. Gene Ontology annotation, cellular component: endoplasmic reticulum membrane. The transcript has 5 exons. The record is from RefSeq and is a predicted model, not a curated record. The coding region runs from base 1 to 1584 and encodes 527 amino acids. Lineage: Eukaryota; Fungi; Ascomycota; Eurotiomycetes; Eurotiales; Aspergillaceae. Gene Ontology annotation, molecular function: sphingosine-1-phosphate phosphatase activity.
AUGGGAAAAGGCACAAAUGGCGAGCCUGAUGCGGGGCUAAAGAGCCUGAAUCAUUAUUCAAACCGACUCCCCCUCUGGCGCUAUUGGCCGCGACAAAAACUCCUACCUUUAAUUCGAUAUGAAACGCCAUACCUUGCCUGGGCGCAGGAGAAAGUUCGCACCCCGACGCUGGAUUCUUACUUUGCGUUCACAGCCAACCUCGGCACUCAUACUUUCUUCAUGGUCUUUUUGCCGUUUCUCUUCUGGUGUGGACACACCAGCUUAGGUCGCGGACUGGUUCACAUCCUUGCGGCCGGUGUCUUCUUCAGUGGAUUCAUCAAGGAUUUGUUAUGUCUUCCUCGGCCACUAUCUCCACCCUUACAGCGCAUUACCAUGUCCGGCUCGGCUGCUCUAGAGUACGGAUUCCCUUCCACACAUUCUACCAACGCUGUAUCGGUCGCAGUCUAUGCGAUUGCUCUCCUCAAUGCGCCCGAUUCAACUGUUAGCCCGCAGACCAGCCUGAUCCUCCAAGCUGUCACAUACCUCUAUGUAAUAUCAAUCGUAUUGGGCCGUUUGUACUGUGGUAUGCAUGGAAUGCUUGACGUGGUCAUUGGUUGUAUUUUGGGUGCAUUGAUCGGCCUCGCUCAGUAUAGCUUCGGCCCCGCAUUUGACGACUACAUCCUUUCUGCAUCCCUCACGGAAAUCCUUGUCGUUCCAAUCGUCAUCUUGAUCCUGGUUCGCAUCCACCCAGAGCCGGCUGAUGACUGCCCCUGUUUUGACGACAGUGUUGCCUUUGCUGGUGUGACUCUUGGCGUUGAUGUUGGUUCGUGGUACUUCACCCAAUCUAGCCUCGCAUGGUCAGACCCUCUCCCUGGAACUAUUCCAUACCGGUAUGAAAGCCUUGGACUGGUAGGAACCACCAUUCGCCUAGUUGUGGGUGUUUUGUGUGUUUUUGCGUGGCGAGAGAUCACCAAGCCUACCCUGCUUCGCAUCUUACCACCCAUUUUCCGCAGUCUGGAGAAACUUGGUCUUCUACUACCUCGGAGAUUUUUCAAAACUGCUUCAUCAUAUACAACUGUUCCAACUAACUUGAAGGACCAUGAUGUGCUUCCUAACUUUUCUGAACUUCCUUCAAUCAUCACCACUAUUCGGCAUCCGCGCAGGCGAGCAGUGUCAAUUGGACCCCAGUCCGAAGCAGACGCCUAUGAGACGCUUGCAUACCGUGAGAUGCGCCGACGUGAAAGCCUGUCUAGUGGUACCCGCGAUUCUCCUAUGGAAGGAGAGACAAAACCAAAUGGUACUCCCAUUUUAUUACGGAAAGCCUCGAAAUUAGAUGAAUACGAGCACAUGAUGGGUACAGGGAGCCCCAUUUCGGCUACUGUGGAUGUAGAUUCCAAUAUCCCCCGAUCAUCACCUCUCCCACCUCCCGAGUAUGACACAGCUCGGUCGGAUGAGAAAGAGGUGUUCUCUCAGAUCAAGAAGCCCCGAGUGCGGUAUGAUGUAGAAGUUGUGACAAAGUUGGUUGUAUAUGCAGGGAUUCCGUGGGUUGUUAUCAAUGUUGCACCCCCAGUGUUCGAAUUGCUUGGGCUUGGAGUUGCCUCUUAG